Messenger RNA from Mollisia scopiformis, 2064 nucleotides. RefSeq lists its product as uncharacterized. NCBI's taxonomy places the organism in Eukaryota, Fungi, Ascomycota, Leotiomycetes, Helotiales, Mollisiaceae. Gene Ontology annotation, molecular function: metal ion binding; RNA binding. The transcript is spliced from 2 exons. Gene Ontology annotation, cellular component: nucleus. Gene Ontology annotation, biological process: box C/D snoRNP assembly. The record is from RefSeq and is a predicted model, not a curated record. Bases 1 to 2064 code for a protein of 687 amino acids.
AUGGCUGGCACUCAGCAGUACCAGUAUCCUCCUCCACCACCUCCACCCGGCCCUCCUCCUUCGAACCAUCAACCGCAGCAUCAACAAUACGGAUAUGCGCAGCAACCUGCUCCAUAUCAGCAAGCACCACGCGGUGGCGGUCCUCCUCGAGGUGGCAGAGGUGGCGCUCAGGGCGGUCGAGGUGAUUUUCAUGGAAAUGCUCCCUACAAUCCACAAAAUCCCAGCGCUGGCUUCAAUGCUCAUCAAGGUCCUACGCCUGGAUUCAAUGGUCCCAAUGGUCAGCAGGCUCCUGCCCCAUACAUAGGUCCUCAAGCUCCUGGCCCUCAAGGUCAGCAAGGUCCUGGCUACAGCGGUCCUGGUCAAUGGAACAAUGAUCACAAUCAACAUGGCCCGGGUCCUCAGCAACAUGCUCCUCAAUCGCAUGGCCCUCAACAGCAUGCUACCCCGCAUCAUGGCCCUCCCCAUGGUCCGCCUCAACAGCAUGGUCCUGGUCCGCAACACCAUGGCCCUGCCCAUCACAACCCUGCGCAACAACAUCAACCACCGAUGCAACAUGGCCCUCAAGUUGCUCCUUUGCAGGCUCAGAACUAUCACCCCAACUACGCUCCGCAAACCUUCCAGCCACCACAGGCCUAUGGUCAACAACCACCGCAGCCAUUCCAACCACCGCAACCAUCUUACAAUCAUGGUCAUGCUGGUCCUACGCCUCCACAUGGUCCACCUGCAUGGAACGGUCCUCCUCAACAAACCCGCCCACCCUUCAAUAACAACCGAGGAGGCCGUGGUGGUUUCACUGGUGGUCGUGGCGGACAUGAAGCUCCUCUCAUGGGCCCACCAAUCCGUAUGGGAUUUGACAAUGAGCGAGGCGGUGGCCAUAUGACUCAAGCGAGCAAUGGCUUCCCUCAGCAGUAUCCGAGUCACACUCCACCAGCUCCGUUCACUCAGCCAUAUCAAAAUUACCCACCUCAGGAUUUCUCUCAAGGAGGACAGCGUCCAUCACUUGACCCCAAUCCAUACAACUCUGGUCCAAUUAGGGGCAGAGGAGGAAAUAAUAAUUUCAGAGGCAGAGGUCGUGGUGAUUUUCAACAAUUUCGUGGUCGUGGAGACGGCCGUCAUAAUCACAAUAAUGGCCACAGAGCUACUUCAGAGAACUUCCACAAGCCUGCAGGUGCAGAUGCUAAUGGCAAGAAGAAGAAGAAGCGUCGCACGAACACUCUUGGUCUUACACCCAAUGGCGUUGAUCAUGAAGAUAGUGAUGACGAAGUUGAUGACGCCGAUGAAGAGGCUCGUCUUGUUACUUUGCUUGGCCCUGACACUCCACAGCUCCCUACUGAUCUGGAUGCAUGGCUCGCUGAGCGAAGAAGUCGUUAUCCUACGAAAGCUCGUAGAGAUGCUGCCGCUGAAGAGCUUCGUCAACGACGUGAGCAAAACCGUCAGAAGAGACACAAUGAUCAGCACGGCAAUAAGGUCAUCAAGAAGGAGGAUGGAGAGACCAAGAUGGAAAAGCAACAGCGCAAGGCCGAGAAGCUCAGACUUGAACUUGAAAAGACUGAACGCAGAAUCCAGGAGCAAAUGUCUGGCGGUGGCAAGCGCAAGCGUGAGGAUGGUGACGAAGGCGACAAUGACCGUGGUCAAGUGAGCGAUGCCGGAUCCGAUGGCUCAUCUGGGUCGGAGUCCGAGGCAGACCAGCCAGAGACAGUAUCCAGCCGCCACCAUGUUCCCUUCCAUGUACAACAGCCACCCAAAGCCCAACUCCAGCGUCAUUGCAAGUACUUCUCAACUGGCGGUACGUGUGGCAAGAAGGGCAAGUGCCGCUUUGUACACGAUCAGGAGGUCCGAAACCAAGCUUUGAGAGACAAGGAAGCAAAUGGUGGGAAGAUGACUCUUGCUCAGCGUCUCAUUCUGAACGACACUGCUAAGGAUGAUCUGACAAUCUUGAAGUCGAUCAAGUACCUCAAGGAGAAGGGUCUCAUGUCAGAACAACUCACUGGCCUCCCCCGCCAAGAUGACUACAAGGAUGAAGAGAAUGGUUACGCUGAGAACCUCAACUAUGGGGAUAACUAG